CCACCUACACUACAAUCUCACCUCUGAAACCCGCCUCGCGACAGAGAGACAUUCCAAAACUACAGCAUGUCAAUCAUCAUCACCGGCGCAAGCGGCUACGUGGGCCAGGAACUGGCCGCGGCGCUGCUAACCACCUACCCGGAGAUCACGGUGACGCUGACGGACGUGGUCACGCCGACGGUCCCCGCAACCGCAGCGCAGCACGUCGCGCGGACCCGCUGCCUCGAAGCCGACCUGACCUCGCCCACGGUCGUCGACGAGCUCUUCCCCGCGGCGCAGCCCUACGAGACGGUCUACCUCCUGCACGGCAUCAUGUCCAGCGGGUCGGAGGCCAACUUCGAGCUGGGGAUGCAGGUCAACCUGGACGCGACGCGGCGGAUCCUGGACCGGCUCCGCACCGUGACCCCCGGGGUGAAGGUGGUUUUCACUUCCAGCCUGGCGGUGUAUGGGCCCGCGCCGACGGGGCUCGUGAUCGACGAGACCAACUUCCCGCCGGUGCCGUCGUCCUCCUACGGCUCGCAGAAGCUCAUCGUCGAGACGCUGCUGAACGACUACUCGCGCCGCGGCUUCCUGGACGGCCGCGCCGUCCGUCUGCCCACCGUCACCGUGCGCGCCGGCAAACCCACCCAGGCCGCCAGCAGCUUCGCCAGCGAUAUCAUCCGCGAGCCCUUCCACGGGCGCAGGGCGGUUCUGCCAGUCCCUAAGGACACGCAGAUGUGGAUCUGCUCGCCGCAGACGGUGGUCAGGAAUCUCGUGCAUGCGCGCGAGGUGCCCGCCGAGGCGUUCGGGGAUUCUCGGGCGGUGAAUUUGCCCGGGUUGUUGGUAAGCAUUCAGGAGAUGUUGGAUGCGUUGGAGGAGGUGGGCGGGCCGGAGCGUAGGGCAUUGGUCGAGGAGAAGUAUGAUCCGGAUGUGGAUCGCAUCGUGCAGACGUGGACGCCGAAUUUCAAUACGGCCCGGGCGCUGAGGUUGGGGUUUGUGGAGGAUGUGUCUAUGAUGGAGAAUAUUCGGCAGUAUGCGAGUCGAUUUGCGUGAGGAAAUGAGAUAAUGUAUUGGGAAUGUGGAGGUGGAGGAGGUGGAGGAGGUGGUGGUGGUAGUUGAAGCUGUUGCUGUCAUGUAGUAUGAUGUAUGUUGUACUGUACAGCG
This is a messenger RNA of Aspergillus aculeatus ATCC 16872, 1143 nucleotides long. Its product is annotated as SDR family oxidoreductase. The coding region runs from base 67 to 1032 and encodes 321 amino acids. The record is from RefSeq and is a predicted model, not a curated record. The transcript has a single exon. NCBI's taxonomy places the organism in Eukaryota, Fungi, Ascomycota, Eurotiomycetes, Eurotiales, Aspergillaceae.